Messenger RNA from Puntigrus tetrazona (Sumatra barb), 3496 nucleotides. RefSeq names its product adenosine A4 receptor a (gene adora3a.1). The coding region runs from base 1906 to 2946 and encodes 346 amino acids. Gene Ontology annotation, cellular component: membrane; dendrite; synapse. Gene Ontology annotation, molecular function: G protein-coupled adenosine receptor activity. Lineage: Eukaryota; Metazoa; Chordata; Actinopteri; Cypriniformes; Cyprinidae. Gene Ontology annotation, biological process: G protein-coupled adenosine receptor signaling pathway. The record is from RefSeq and is a predicted model, not a curated record. The transcript is spliced from 2 exons.
ACACCAGAAUGGAAGUAAUGAAAAUCACAACUUUGCCGGUCAAUCAUAUUAUUUUUGACAAAUAUUAUUUUUCAAUCAUAAGUAGUAAGUUCAUUUAAUUUAUUUAUUUUAUUGUGGUCAGAAGUUGACAUUUACUUUUUUGUCACUGUGGCUAGUGAUUUCACAAAUUUCCUUGCCUCUCAGCCUUUUCACUGGCUACGAUUUAUUUUUUUUAGUCGGGAAAUGACAUUUUAUAUGACUUAAUACUGCACACAAAUGCUUUUUGUCAAAAGUCAUUUGACCUAUUUAAAGGGCUUUUCCUGUAUUAAAUGCAUAAUUUGUUCAUAAUAUAAUACAAUAAUAUAGGGCUGUUAUAUAUUUCAUUAAUAUAUGGAAUCGGUAUCUACAAAAUCUAUCUUUCCACUGAACAGAAGUGGCUGGAGAAGCAUUUAUGACAGCACGAAUGCAUUUAAACCGAAGAUAAGCAAACAACCAAAACGAAGAGGAAUAGAAAAGAAUCAAACAUGGCAAAGAUUAGCUCAUCAGAUCUUGAGCUCUUGAGAUGUGUCACCUUUACACAGAGCGUGCCUCAUUGUGAAACCGAAAGCGAAAUUGAACAACCACUCAUUCAAAAGUGAUUUUAAUCUCCCACAUAUUGGUGUUGCGCGGAAUUUUUUUUGCGGUAAUAUGGGUAGCUAAAUAUCUGUUUUUCAAUAUAAUUGUUAGAAAAUUGUUAGAAUCUUCAAAGCAUCGCAUUCCUGUACUAAAUGCUUCAUGAGAAACAAAAUGCAUCCCACUUUCCAAAAACAUUUUAAUUUAUUUAUUUCAGCAGAAAAUAAAAAGAGUGCUUACAAACCUGGGAAUAAACAUAUACAGCAUUGCGUCUGCCACGCAUCUACACUGCUGUACUAAGCAUUUUGGCCAGUAUGAAACACAAGAACUAUUUUUCUGCUAUUUUUUCGAGAAGCUCUACAUUUGGACUAAACGUUUCUCUAGCAUUAAACUAUGCGGCUUUCAAUAAAAUGGCAAAUUUAUAAAUAUUAGCAAUCAAAAGUAAUGCAUGACAAUCUUAAAUAUGGAAAUGUGUGUUAUGUGUCCUAAAGCCAGUAGAACCCAGUAGAAAUAGCUACACACGUCAAAAUAGCUUCAUAAUAUGUGAUAUUUGGUCGUGAGACAUGUAAGAACCAGCGACUUGAAUUACUAAUAUAUAAUAUUACAAAAAGCACUGUGUAUGAGGUAGCGUUAUAACACUGUAUAUAUUGUGAAUCAAAGCAAACGUCUCUCUGAAAAAAGUUUAGCAAAAAUAAAUGUUGCUGUAAAACAAUAAUGAAGUUAUGAGUACAUAUAACAUGUACCGUAACGCUGCUAUAUAUAUAUAUCACCUCAUCCUCUCCAAAGGUUAGAAUAUACUGUACUCUCAAAAUAUUUAAAAUAUAAUCUUUAUUCUCAAAAUAUUUGCACUUUAUUCUUGUUAUAUUUUGGCUUUAUCGUCUCGAAACGUUACGGCUUUGUUCUCAAAACCAUUCUCUUGUUUUUCGUUUGUAUUUCAACUUCAUUCUCAGAAUAUGAUUUUAAUCUCAGAUUCGUCGAAUUUUUUCAUCUUGCAAUGUGGCGUUAAAAUGCUGUCGCGUCAUCACGUGGAGGUUUUACAUGAUGACAUAAGUUGGAGUUUGAGCGAUGCACUUUUAAUCUGCUUUAUAGUGUCUGCUAUAUAAGUGUGUGUGUGUGUGUGUGUGUGUGUGUGUGUAGUAUUUUAGGAGUGUAAUGGUUGAUUAUAAAGUACUGUUCGUGUAACGCACCUUCUAAAACCACUAAAUGAUCUUCCUCCGGAAAUGGUCUAAAUGUGUUAAAGAAAAAUAGCCUAUUUCCUCUCUGUCUGUUAUAGCAAUUCUCAGUCUAGGAGGGUUUUUUAGUCCUGUAAACACAAUGGUGUCGGGUGGAGGAUUCGUUUACAUCACUUUUGAAGUGCUCAUCGCAGUGGGAUGCUGUCUGGGAAACACGCUGGUGAUCUGGGCUGUGUGGAGAAGCGGAGCGCUGAACAAACCCACUUUCUGCUUGAUCGUGUCUCUGGCGGUGGCUGACCUGUUGGUCGGGGCCGUGGCGAUUCCUCUGGCCGUGACCGUGGACAUCCACAUCAAAAUCCCUUUCCACGCCUGUCUCUUCUUCAGCUGCUUUCUCAUCGUUCCUCUGCAAGCAUCGGUGCUCACUCUCCUGGCCAUCGCCGUGGACCGAUGUCUGCGGGUUUGUAUCCCAUUCAGGUACAAGUCUACGGUCACUAGGAAGCGCUCGUGGUUCCUCGCCGCUGUGUGCUGGCUGCUGGCGUGCGUUCUGGGCUUCUUACCCAUGUUUGGAUGGUACAACCGCGACACGCUGACGCGUUACAACUCCACCUCCAUAAACUGCGAGUUCAUUGACGUCAUUCCCGUUUCAUACCUCGUGCACUUCAUCUUUGAGGGCUGUUUUCUUCCUCCGUUGGCUGUCAUGAUCACUCUGUAUUGCUACAUCUUCUUCAGAAUCAAAAGUGGACGAGCGGGUGCGUCGGCCGAAACCAGCGCAUACAAAACUAAAGAGCACAAACUGGCCACGUCUCUGGUUUUGGUCUUGGCUCUUUUUAUCGCCUGCUGGAUGCCGUUGCACGCGCUACAAUCCAUCACGUACUAUAACCAGAGCGUACGCGUGCCGCCCGUCGUUUUUUACUUUGGCAUUCUCCUCUCUCACGCCAACUCCAUAGUGAACCCUGUAGUGUACGCCUUCAGGAUCCCUAAGAUAAAGCGGGAGUACGGGACGAUUUGGAGGAGGGUGACUGGUCAACAGCAGCAGGCAGAAAUGAACAGCAGCAAGACUCCUGCAAGUUAUACCACUGACAACCAUGAUGGAAGAGUUCAUGUGAAAAUCAGUCCACUGGGGGGAGUCAAUGACAUGACUGACUCAACAGCACGACAAAUACAGGCCAAAGAAACAGAAUAAAUCUAUAUAUAUUAGGUGUGUAAGGGGCAUAAUGUAUAUCGUACGAUUUGGUCAUUUUCCAAAUCAUAGCGAUUAUCCCUAUACCCUUGUUAGUGGAGACUUGAGCAUUAUUUAGUCAUUUUGAAUGCACUUGUCAAUGGGACUGCUUUAAAAAUGAUAAUUAUACAUUACUAUACAUUAUAAGAUAAUUGGCCACGAUAGUACUAACGAUACAUUGAACUGUAAAGAGUUUCAUUCAUUUUUAAAGCUACGUUUAGAGAAAUCCAUACCAUGUUGGCAACUUUUCUGUUAAAUGUGUAGAUAUUUAAAACGUCUGCAUCUUGUUAGGUUUAAAGUUGAAUUAACGGACGGGACGACAUACGUUCUCCUAAGGAGGACGGGGUCUCAAAUUGUUGACUGUAUAUGUUUGACCCAAUCUGUCUGUAACAGAGCUGGCAGAUUUAUCUGUUAUUACAUUGAUUUUCAGAAUAUUUUAUAAUAUAACACAUAUUUAAAAUGACAUAUUUAACAUUUUUUGAGGUCAGCAAAUAUAGAAAAUGUACAAUUUUAA